AGCUCCCCCAGCGGCUCCUACCAGAACGUCACCAUCAUGGCAGCGGAGUGCGAUGUUUCUUCUGAGAUCGAGGUGCUGCAGUCGAUCUACCUGGAAGAGCUGCAGGUGGACAGGAGACACGACGGGGGCUGGGAGGUGAGUCUGGUUCUGUACCCGUCCACAGCGGAGGACUCCGUCUCUCAGUUUGUCCGUCUCACUCUGACCUUGACGCUGGAUCAGCAGUAUCCUUCGUCUUCUCCAGACAUCUCCAUUCAUAACCCUCGGGGACUUUCUGAUGACAAGCUCAGCAGUGUCCAGAAGUGUCUUCAGUUGGAGGCUCAGUCCAGUCUGGGCUCACCAGUGUUGUAUCAGCUCAUUGAGAAAGCAAAAGAAAUCCUGACUGAGAGUAAUAUUCCUCAUGGGAACUGUGUCAUUUGUCUUUAUGGAUUUAAGGAGGGAGAGACGUUCACCAAGACGAGCUGCUACCACUACUUCCACUCCCACUGCCUCGGGCGCUACGCCAGCCACUCUGAGAAGGAGCUCCGCCAGAGGGAGAGGGAGUUAAAGGAGGAUAAGACCAGGGAGAGGACAGACUAUCAGGAGCUGGCUGUGGUGUGUCCGGUGUGCAGAGAACCUCUGGCGUAUGAUGUUGCUCAGCUUCUGUCGUCUGCUGCGCCACAGCUGCCCGAGCUGGACGAAGCUGCGAUUGGGUCAAAUUUUCAAAAGAAGUGGGUCAGACUGCAGAAGCUUCUGGAGAAGCAGAGAUCUAAAGGAGGAAUCAUCGACCCAGAGGAGGAAUCAAAUCGCUUUCUGAUCCAUAUCAAUGAGGCUCCGUCUGAAAAUGGAAACCUGGACGUAGAUGUCUCCCCUGGCUCUCUGGCUCCGUCUGCCUCUACUGUGUCACCUGAGGAGACUGGAUUCAGAGUGGAUCAGUUCGAUCCUGGACUGUCCCACUGCAGAGGCAGCGGUCAGGGCCAGAGGCGUCAUAACCACUUUCGGGCCCCAAGGAGAGGAGGCCGGUUCAGGCCUCAGCACGGCCGAGCUGCCCCCGUCACAGAGCAGCUGGACAAACUCUCUCUGUCCUCAGACUGCACUGAAGGACCCAUCAAAGCUCCAGCUCAGGGGAGUCUCAGCUAUCACAUGCAAGUAAACGCAGAAUCGUGUAAGCUGAAGAUGAGCAGGGACGUCCCCGCUGAGCAAGAGACACUCGUUCCUCUGGACGUUCACCCAGGGUGCAAGUCCGGUUCGGAAAAUGAAUCCUCAAAAUAUGCAGCAGACUCUGCGGGCGGCCGUGGUCAUCGUGGAAGGAGGAGGGGUCCUCCCCGAUCUGUCCCACACAGCGGGGGGCCCGGGCCUGGUCGAUACCACUGGGAGGGGCGAACUCCAAGAAGCAGGGGAGGGGGCAAUAACCUCCACAGCAGAGGAGCUGCGCCCCAGCGGGGUCAGGGCAGUGGGUUCCAACAGAGGGUGGUGGAGAGAGAGGAGGUGCUAUGACAAAGGGCGACAGGAGGGCCGAUGAACAAAUGUAAAUGUGCCUCCACGAUGAGUUUGCAUCAGUUAAAGCCCUGCAGCAGAAACAACGUUCUCUGUAGUGUCCACUCCUCCAGGACGCCGCCCGCUCCCUGGUCUCUGAUUGGCCCUGACCCGCACACUGAGGUCAGAUGGCUGUUGUCUCUGGUUGUGAUGCAAUAUGAAUUGAGAGAAACACAAAUUAAAUUUUGUCUGGAU
This is a messenger RNA of Pleuronectes platessa (European plaice), 1707 nucleotides long. RefSeq names its product ring finger protein 25 (gene rnf25). The record is from RefSeq and is a predicted model, not a curated record. Gene Ontology annotation, molecular function: ubiquitin protein ligase activity; protein binding. Gene Ontology annotation, biological process: protein ubiquitination. The transcript is spliced from 10 exons. Bases 37 to 1473 code for a protein of 478 amino acids. Lineage: Eukaryota; Metazoa; Chordata; Actinopteri; Pleuronectiformes; Pleuronectidae. Gene Ontology annotation, cellular component: nucleus.